Trametes versicolor FP-101664 SS1 is the source of this 471-nucleotide messenger RNA. RefSeq lists its product as uncharacterized. The transcript has a single exon. The record is from RefSeq and is a predicted model, not a curated record. The coding region runs from base 1 to 471 and encodes 156 amino acids. Lineage: Eukaryota; Fungi; Basidiomycota; Agaricomycetes; Polyporales; Polyporaceae.
AUGCUGAACCGCGACGGUGCCGCCGCGCUGGACACGCUCGCAACGCUCGCUGUCUACGACUCCCAACAGGCCUUCGCGGUCGCUGCCGUCCUGGAUAACCACGGCCGCAACCUCGAGCUGUAUAUCGCAGGCGACACGGAGGAGGUUCCGCCCAUAGCCGUCGACCACCUAAAGGACAUCUGCGCCCACCUCAUCACUAUCCACGCCGCCAUCGAGGCCUCGCCCAACCGCGCGGCCAUCCUCCACGAGAUAUCUUGGAACCCGCACAACCCGAACGGUUCUCCCGAGCCCGCCUUCACCGCUUUGCGCGAGCUCGAGCUAAGCUUGUACAGGCACUCCAAUAAGCGCAUUCGUGCGCGGAUGACCAGACCGCCCGAGAUCAACUGGCCCAACGAGCCCAGCCACCUUGUCGCCUGCAUCAAGGGCACCCCCGCUGGCACCCGCGACGAUCUAUCUGACGGCGAGCGGUGA